This is a messenger RNA of Yarrowia lipolytica CLIB122, 726 nucleotides long. RefSeq lists its product as uncharacterized. The record is from RefSeq and is a predicted model, not a curated record. Lineage: Eukaryota; Fungi; Ascomycota; Dipodascomycetes; Dipodascales.
AUGACGAUACGGCUUUGGAGAGCGCUACUGGGCGUGGUUAUCUGGGUCUCCUUCUUCAGCACGGCAAUGGGAGCUCUCGGAAAGUACUUCAUCCCGCCUGUGGACCGGUCCAUCGAGCCCACCGGUCGCAUUCGAUUUUAUGCGAUUUCGAUAUCGUGGCCUUGUCCGUGGCUGUCGGCCGUGGUGGUUCCUGUUGGAGACAAGAUGAAGGUCGGGGCUGAGUUUGCCAGCAUCGCAUACCAGCAUUACUUUUCGUACAGCGACGAGUCUGGAUUCAUGAGUAAUGACAACCAGUAUCUCUAUCUGGAUCCAGAUGCUCACGCCGUCACUCUGCAGCCAGUGCCUCAUCCCGAGGUAGUGUGGCGAAAUGGUACGGUGGCAUACAAGGUUGGUGGAGAGGACGGGAAUAUUACUUAUGGUGCUUCGCUGGCAGCCUGUCCCAUUGAAGGAUUCCCCUUCCAGUUUUCUAUCGAAUACAACUCGUCGUGCACAGGUGGUCACCGGGUCCAGCUUCGUGCUAUGGGUGAUGGAGCAGUGCUAAGAGCCAUGUCGCAACAAAGCGGUCAGGACGAGACUCCCAAUGGGUCUGCUCAGGACCGAGGGGCUGCCAAAAAAGGCUCUGCCCCUGUGCAGAAGCGAGAUGGCAUGGCAGGGGAAACGGAGGUUGAGGGCUCACCGGAAUUUGAGGCAAAGUUGAGACUGAGACUCAUGGGCUUGAUUGACUAG